Cynara cardunculus var. scolymus (artichoke) is the source of this 2118-nucleotide messenger RNA. Its product is annotated as probable inactive receptor kinase At5g67200. Lineage: Eukaryota; Viridiplantae; Streptophyta; Magnoliopsida; Asterales; Asteraceae. Gene Ontology annotation, molecular function: ATP binding; protein kinase activity; protein binding. Bases 29 to 1960 code for a protein of 643 amino acids. The transcript has 2 exons. The record is from RefSeq and is a predicted model, not a curated record. Gene Ontology annotation, biological process: protein phosphorylation.
UCCAAAUGUCACCAUUGUUGAUUUUACGAUGAGAUCGUUCCUCAUUCUUUUCCUCUCCUUUUACACCCUAACUCAGGUAGCAGCAUUAGAUGAUGCUUUAUCCAUUUUGGAAUUCAAAUACAAAGCCGAUCUCCAUAACAAGCUUCCCUAUUCCGUUAACACCACCUCCACCCACUGCAAAUGGCAGGGAGUACAAUGCCAGUCCGACGGUAAGGUGGUUCACCUUGUUCUUGAGAAUUUGAGCCUGGCCGGAGUUUUUGCUCCCAACACAUUGACUCGCCUCGACCAGUUACGAGUUCUGAGUCUGCAAAGCAACUCGCUAACCGGACCCAUCCCUAACCUCGCCGGACUCGUUAACCUCAAAACCCUGUUUCUGGAUCACAACUCCUUCAGUGGUGCCAUUCCAUUAUCAAUCUCCUACCUUCACCGUCUACGAACCUUAGAUCUCUCAUACAACAAAUUAUCUGGAGUUAUUCCCCUGGAUAUCACAAAGUUAGACCGAUUAAAUUACCUUAGGCUCGAUUCAAAUCGUUUUAAUGGUUCUAUUCCUCCAUUGAAACAGUCAUCUCUUCAGAUCUUGAAUGUUUCGUGCAACAGUUUAACUGGUCCAGUUCCAGUAACUCCUACCCUCGCUAAUUUCACCGCCUCCUCGUUUUCGUUUAAUCCUGGACUUUGUGGUGAGAUCGUUCGCACAGAGUGCAGUUCAAUCGGACCUUUCUUCGGCAAAAAUUCCACGGCAGCACCACCACCACCGCCGAGGGUGGUGCUAGGGCAAAGCACGCAAAUGCAAGAGGGGAUGACGGGUUUUACAAAUUCCAAUUCGAGAAAGCACAAGAGAUUGGCAUUGAUUAUUGGUUUCUCCGCUGGCAUUGUGGUACUAAUUUCUUCGAUUAUGUGUCUGCUGAUAUCGAUGAAGGCGUCGGAGAAAAAGAAGAGAAAAGACAUUAUGUCUUCUAGUGAGAUAAUGGAGAUGGCAGCGGCGGCGGACGCAGCUGCGGAAGUGAUGAGGAUGGAGGAGACAAACGAGUUGGAAGAGAAGGUGAAGAAGCUACAACAAGGAAUGGCAAUGGGAAAGAGCGGAAACCUGGUGUUUUGCGCCGGAGAAACGCAGCUGUACACCCUGGAACAGCUGAUGAGGGCAUCGGCGGAGUUGCUAGGGAGAGGAUCGGUGGCAACCACCUACAAGGCGGUGCUAGACAACCGUCUGAUCGUGUGUGUGAAGCGGCUAGAUGCCGGUAGAAUGGCCGGAACCACCAAAGAGACGUUUGAAAGACACAUGGAGGCGGUGGGCGGCCUUCGCCACCCAAAUCUGGUGCCUCUUAGAGCUUAUUUUCAGGCGAAAGAAGAGCGACUUCUCGUUUAUGAUUACCAGGCCAACGGAAGUCUCUUCUCUCUCAUUCACGGGUCAAAGUCAACAAGAGCGAAGCCGCUGCACUGGACCUCAUGCCUGAAGAUAGCAGAGGACGUGGCACAAGGCCUCUGCUACAUCCACCAAGCAUGGAGACUUGUUCACGGCAAUCUCAAAUUAUCCAACGUUCUCCUUGGCUCCGAUUUCGAAGCCUGUCUCUCCGACUACUGCCUCUCCGCCCUCUCCCCCCGCCACCCUGAAGAUCCUGCCGCCUACGACCCACCAGAAAUACGCAAAUUAAACCACCAACCUACCGCUAAAUCCGAUGUCUACUCGUUCGGUGUUCUAUUGCUUGAGCUGCUAACAGGGAAGCCUGCUUCAGAGCACCCUCAUUUGAUGGCGGAUGAUAUGGUGAAAUGGGUUAGGUCGGCGAGGGAAAACGGUGCUGUGGAGGCGGAGGACCGGCGGAUGAUGAUGCUGGUUGAGGUAGCAAUUGUGUGUAGGGGGAGCUCGCCGGAACAAAGACCCACCAUGUGGCAGGUAUUAAAGAUGAUUCAGGAGGUUAAAGAAGGGGGCGGUGUACAAGAGGAGGGACCAAAUGAGCAAAAGUAGCCACUGACCUCUUUUUAUAUGUAUUGUAAUUGUAAAGAUUUGGAUGAAAAGGCUGCAUGCAUGGUUGAUCGGGAUGUAAAAGGUAUGUUGUCGUUUCAUCGUCCAACAUCUAUGAUAAUAAUAGUUGAACGAGGCCUGAAAUGGUUUUUAUUGUUGAA